This is a messenger RNA of Prunus armeniaca (apricot), 2745 nucleotides long. Lineage: Eukaryota; Viridiplantae; Streptophyta; Magnoliopsida; Rosales; Rosaceae. The record is from the annotation of a GenBank genome assembly.
AUGUAUAUGCGCUGUGGACGUGGUAUUGUACAUUUGGGAAGCUCUAAAGAAAAGAACAAGACAGUGGUGGCUAUGGCUAGAAAGUACAGUAGUGAAUCUAGUGAAGAUGAUGUGAGGGGUGAGAGAGAUAAAUAUAGAAGUAGAAUCGAUUCUAGGUCAAACAAUCUUCAUGAACCUGGUGAUGAAAUUGAUUCAUCAGAUUCUGAUGGAGGAAAUAGAACAAAACGACAGGAGAGACGGGAUGGACAUCGUAGUGAUGAUAUGGACAACGAAAGGUCCAGCAAGAGGGAUCUUGAAGACAAAGGUGGAAGGUGGCUGGAUGAUCGUCAAGAUAGGAAGGGAUCUGGAGAAAGUUCUGAUGAAGAUGGAGAGCUGAAAGAGAAAGACUGGGAUACUCAACCGAAGGAAAGAAAGCAUGAUAAUGGCCAUAGAAGACGUGAAAAUGGGAAGGGUGAUAGCGUGAGAGAAUCUUUUAGAAGUUCUGAAGAAGAUGACGAGCAAGUGAGGAAGCACCGACAUGAAAGGGAAAGGGAGAAACCUCGCCGGCAUGAGAGUGGGCAUAGAAGGCCGGAGACCAAGGAUGGUCAUAGAUAUAGGAGCCGACAUUCACGUCACUAUUCAGACCACAAGGAUGAAAGGGAAGAGCACAGAACAUUAGAACAGAAAAAGGAUAAAAGAGAUGAUGAUCAGAGAAGGAGGUACAGAAACCAGGAUGAUGAUGGAGAUCUAAAGUAUCGUAGAUAUAACGAGGUAAAAGAAAGACGAGAAGACAGUCGAAGUCUGAGGCAAAAUGAUGAGCGAGAUAGCAGGAUGCUUGAAAAUUCAAAACCUCAAGGACAGUCAAAGUUGCAAGAAGGCAACAUGAGUACUGAUGUUUCAAAUUUGGGAAAAAGUGGUGGAGUUUACAUCCCCCCAUUUAAGUUGGCCCGGAUGAUGAAAGACGUUGAAGAUAAAAGUAGUGUUCAGUAUCAGAGAUUGACAUGGGAUGCCCUCCGAAAGAGUAUCAAUGGCCUUGUGAACAAGGUCAACGCUGCGAAUAUAAAAAAUAUAAUUCCUGAAAUUUUUGCAGAGAAUCUGAUUCGUGGAAGGGGUCUCUUUUGCCGUUCAUGCAUGAAAUCACAGAUGGCAUCUCCAGGUUUCACUGAUGUGUUUGCAGCAUUGGUUGCUGUUGUCAACACAAAGUUUCCUGAGGUUGGUGAACUUCUGUUGAGAAGAAUUGUCUUACAGCUUAAGAGGGCAUUUAAACGGAAUGACAAGCCACAACUACUAGCUGCCGUUAAAUUUAUAGCACAUCUAGUCAACCAGCAAGUGGCUCAUGAGAUUAUUGCCUUAGAAUUGCUGACCGUUUUGCUGGAGAACCCCACCGAUGACAGUGUUGAAGUAGCUGUUGGCUUUGUCACCGAGUGUGGAUCAAUACUGCAGGACCUUUCACCUAAAGGGCUCCAUGGCAUCUUUGAGCGCUUUCGUGGAAUUCUUCAUGAGGGAGAAAUAGACAAAAGAGUGCAAUAUUUGAUUGAAAACUUGUUUGCAACACGAAAAGCAAAGUUUCAGGGGCACCCAGCUGUUCGUCCAGAACUGGACCUUGUGGAGCAGGAAGACCAGUUGACACAUGAACUUUCUCUUGAAGAGGAGAUAGAUCCAGAAAUUACCCUUGAUAUUUUCAAGCCCGAUCCUGAUUUCCUUGAGAAUGAGAAGCGCUAUGAAGAAUUGAAGAAAACCAUACUUGGUGAGGAGUCUGAAGAUGAAGAAGGUUCUGAUGCAGUUUCAGAUGGCGAGGAUGAUGACGAGGACGAUGAUGAUGAAGAAUCUGAGGAAGAGGAUGAGCAGCAGAUGCAAAUAAGAGAUGAGACAGAGACAAAUCUUGUAAAUCUUCGAAGAACAAUCUAUCUUACAAUCAUGUCCAGUGUAGAUUUUGAGGAGGCGGGUCAUAAGCUCCUGAAGAUUAAACUUGAGCCUGGUCAAGAGAUGGAACUAUGUGUCAUGCUUUUGGAAUGUUGCAGUCAGGAGAGAACCUACCUCCGUUAUUAUGGUCUGUUGGGGCAGAGGUUCUGUAUGAUCAACAAAGUCCACCAGGAAAAUUUUGAGAAAUGCUUUGUCCAGCAGUAUUCCAUGAUCCACCGGCUUGAAACAAAUAAGCUACGUAAUGUUGCGAAGUUUUUCGCCCAUUUACUCGGCACAGAUGCCCUUCCCUGGCACGUGUUAGCCUAUAUACGAUUGACGGAAGAAGACACUACUUCAUCUUCUCGUAUUUUUAUCAAGAUCCUUUUCCAGGAAUUGUCGGAACAUCUUGGCAUCCGUUUGUUAAAUGAGCGGCUCACUGAUCCUUCAAUGCAGGAUUCUUAUGAUUCUAUUUUCCCAAAGGAUAAUCCCAAGAACACUCGUUUUGCCAUUAAUUUUUUCACAUCCAUUGGGCUUGGUGGCAUCACUGAGAACCUGCGUGAGUACUUGAAGCAUAUGCCACGACUCAUCAUGCAACAACAAAAGCAGUGUCAGACUCAGAAUCUGAGAGUUCAGGUUCAUCCGAUUCGGACUCUGAGUCUGAAUCAGAACCAUCAAGCUCUGAUGAAAGUGACAGUGAUAGUGACGGACGGCACAAGAAGCGUAGGAGUGAAAGUGAUAGGAAGGAAAGACACAAGAGGCGUAGGAGAGAUUAAGUUCUUUUACUGCCUUGGAAAUACAUAUCACGAUGUUCUCAAUGAAACACAAGAAUUUUUCGUUGAUUUUCCAAGUUAUGGGAGAAAAUGA